Molecule: messenger RNA, 2271 nt
Organism: Caenorhabditis elegans
Lineage: Eukaryota; Metazoa; Nematoda; Chromadorea; Rhabditida; Rhabditidae
Gene: twk-17
Product: Potassium channel domain-containing protein
Exons: 11
Coding region: 24-1712 (562 amino acids)
Source: RefSeq, marked reviewed
GCGUAUUCCGCCGUGCCGUUCCGAUGGGUUCAUCCGGAGCCUACUCGUUUCGCAGGCUUACUCUAGCACAUCUUCAUGAUAAUCCACCAUUAUUUGCUACCGGAAGGCGGAAAAGCUCUUCAACUGCGCAGCCUCGCCCCUCUAUUACUUCUGCCACAAUCGGAGUUGGAGACCCUUUCAUACCAUAUUACCACUACCGAAAACCUCCUAGUAGACCUCCGAGUAGGCCACCCAGUAAACCUCCGAGUAAUAGAAACUCUGCUGCUCUAAGUCGACACAACACAGUAAGAUCUCAUCAGUUUGCAUUUGCAUAUGAUGAGAACAUUGGUCGCGUGAAAUGGGAAGAAUAUAAUCGACGAGAAGGUAUCGAAGAUGUUCCUGAACAACCAAUUGUGGUGCGGGUGCCAAUUUGGAGGAGGAUUUUGAAAUUAUUAAAAAUCCUUCUACCUCAUGUUGGUCUUAACGUUCUAUUGUUGUCGUAUAUCGCCAUGGGAGCAACUGUAUUUAUUUGGCUCGAAGCAGAUCAUGAAUUAGAAGGCAGAAAGGCCAAGGUGAAGCACGUCUUUGAUAUCUAUUCCCAAAUUAUGAAUGAAACUAUUGCCCUUACAAAUAAUCAAAGUGAUCAAGCAACGAUUGUUAGUCGGAUGAGACCAUUACUUGAGUCAUUAUCAAGAGCUCACGAGUACGAUGAUAAAUUCACUGAUACAAAUCAAUUAUGGACAGGUGAGCAGGAUGGGAUGACGACAAGAUGGACAUUUGCUGCAGCUACACUUUAUGCACUUACUGUGAUAACUUCUACCGGUUAUGACCAUGUGACCCCGGCCACUGAUCCAGGAAGAAUCUUUACUGUGUUUUUCGGACUCAUAGGAAUUCCGUUAAUGUUCAUCACCGCAGCCGACAUAGGAAAGUUCUUAUCAGAAAUUGUUAUUCGAACAUAUGCAAAACUUCUCGCGAUGUGGAAAAUGAUAGCCAACUUGGUCGAACUUGUUAGGACACAUUUAUUCGACACAGACGUUGACUCAAUAGACUCUAUGGAGUUAAAAAAGAGCAAAAAACGAAAUGCGAGUAGUCUGGACGACGAAGAAUGUGAAGAUGAGGAAGAUCGAUUACAGUUGCCCAUUGCUAGUUAUUUCACGCUAAUUAUUGGAUACUGUUGCGUUGGAAGUUUAUUAUUCAAUACGUUUGAAAAAGGACCCGUAUGGUCAUUCAUUCACGGCGUCUUCUUCUCAUUCAAUACCAUCACAACAAUUGGAUUGGGAAAUAUUCGAGUUCAGCAGCACUACUACCUUGCACUCGCGGUAUCUUAUGUAAUUAUCGGUCUUGCUGUCAUCACUGCAUCACUGGAUCUCUGUUCCUCUACACUGAAACGAACAUUUACCAAACUUCACUACUUUGGAAGAAAGAUUCGUGGUGCUCGACGUGGUUUUGCAAAUAUGAGCGAUGACAUCCGAGAAGCAAUGCGAAUAAUUGCUGCGUUGAAAAAGACAAGGCCAUCGAAAGAUCGAAUAACUUUGGAAGACUUGAAGCGGUUCCUUGAAGUUCAGGAGCAUCUGCUCCGACAACCAUAUGUCCCUUAUAACGUUCACCUCCUUCGAUGGAUCGAAGACAAUUAUGCACAAUACAUGGAUGAUGUCUCUGGAGGUAAAACACCAAUGUCCCCAUCUCGUCUGUCUCACAAAAUGUCCUCCAGCGACCCGAUGCUCUUUUUCUGAUUUUGUUUCCGAGUUCCCACUUUCAAACAAAUUCCCCCCGUUCUACUGGGUAUGCCACUUUUGAUAUCAGGUUUUUUUUGCUUACCGUUAUUUAAUCUUUAGAACGUUUUUGUGUUUUAAUUUUAGCCAAGUUGGUUCCACCGUUCAGUCGUAAAAUUUUGAACUUUACUAUCUACUGUCGUAUCGCUGUUUAUAGUAGGAACUGUCCACUUAAAAAUCUUUCAAAAAACGUUGGUGAUUUAUGUUUCUGAUAUUUAAAAAUUUCCCUAAAUUGUUCUUUAGACUUUUUCCGUUUCAGUUUUUUUUUCUCUGAUGAUUGUGAAUUUUAGCCUAAAAAGAAUCUCCUUCAAAGUUGAUCAGAUAACAGUAUCCUUUCUUUUUCCAGCUUUCUCAUUUCCAAUUGUGAUCUUAUAGGGUUUUCAUCUUUUCUAUAUGUUUUUUGAAUAUUUUAUCACUUUGCUAUUUUCUCUUUUCUUGUUCUUUUUUUUCAAUUUUUUUCGCGAUUUUAAUUAAAAUUAUCUAACAAGAAUAACAUCCAUUGAAUGAAAAACUACAUUUA